Messenger RNA from Penicillium brasilianum, 1536 nucleotides. Lineage: Eukaryota; Fungi; Ascomycota; Eurotiomycetes; Eurotiales; Aspergillaceae. The record is from the annotation of a GenBank genome assembly.
AUGAAUCCACAGAGUAAGGGCCGGUUCUGGAGUGUGUCGGCGUGGAAAGCUCGUCUGAAGCGUGGUGACAGUGCCGAAUCAACCACCAGCACCGUUGACGAGUUCCUCUCCGCACACUCCUCCAUGGCCACCAAGCAGACGGGCCAGACCAACGUGGGGGAGGACCUGGCCGACGAGCAGACCGAACGGUACUCGUCCUCGGUCUACUCAAAGGACGAGGACGGUUGCUCCGUGGUCCUCCCCCCCUUCGACAACAAGAGAGAGGGCAAGGAGGAACACCACCUCAUGUCGCCAAAUCGACGCCACUCUCGCCCGUACGCGGUGAGCAGUGGUGAGUGGGUGUUCGUGUCGGCGUCCGACUCUUCUCUGGGUUCGGUAGGGAGGGUCCUGUCGCUGGACGACCUGAAUGAGGUGCAGCUCGCGUACUCCUUCGAGGGGGUACUCAAGGUCUUCAUCAAGGUCUAUGCGAUGGCCAAAGUUAUGCAGGUCAUCUUCUUGAACUUUGGAGCCGAGCUUGACGAUACAGUGACGGGCCUGACCUACUGGAUCAAUCGUGCGGAGACAGAGGUCCGAUCUGGGGAGCUUGCCGUUCUGAUUGAGAUUGUGGAGAACCUCUUCUACGCGCUCUAUUCUCGAAUGAUCAUCGAAAUGGCCGGCAUCGAGCUCUGUGCUCUCUUCAAGAUUGAAUUGCGAGCCGCGAAUGGCUCUCGAAAAUUCCACCUUCCCGACCCAAACCAUAUGUACCGAAUCUUUCUCGCCUGCAAGGACAACCUCGACAAUUACAACAUCUGCGAGUCGCUCCAGGAAGGGAUCGUUCAUAAGUGGCAGGACGCUUUUGUUCGCCGCCUCGCGGCAAAGGAGGCUGAGAAAGGGUUCAGCCCCGAUGAUAUGCUCGGGUAUCGUCGGUUCGCUCAAAGCGUGGUCUCGGAUCAUCGCUCUGCAUACGUGAGCAAAUGGCGCUCCCUGGUCCCAUUCUUCCCUUCCAUCCCGAAUGAGAUCCUGAUCAUCAUGUCUGAGAAAUGGUUCACCAUUGUGCCAAAGGCCACACCUCCUGACGAUGUCCCCGCCUCCCAACUUCCUUUUAUGGACCUCAAACUGGUCAAUCCCGCGCAAUGGGAGAAAGAACUCAUCUUGGACCACCGGUUAGCAAGCCUGGGCAAACUGGAAGGCAGGUCAGUCGGAGAUGAACGUCGCGACGACCCCAAGAUCCGACUUUUGUACUUGGCCAAGUGUCACAAGUGCAUCUGUACAUCGACCUGUCUGUGUUCCAAGGAGUGUACUAAUUACGUGGAGAGCACCUGCCCGUGCUCCGAACGAUAUGUACGCCUCAUGACGGCUCGUCUUAGCAAAGAGCCAGGCCCCUUUGACUUUUCUGCUCGUGCGAACACGGCUGCUCGUGCGUGUUGGGAGGGGCUCGCAAUGCUUCGACGAGACGUUUCAGACGAGGCAUUCCUCCUCGAAUGGAGCGAGGCUUUUGCGGUGUUUGAGUUGGAGAUUCAGAAGGAGCGUUGGAGUAAGCAGGCCCGAGGGGAGUGA